Molecule: messenger RNA, 1903 nt
Organism: Ectocarpus sp. CCAP 1310/34
Lineage: Eukaryota; Phaeophyceae; Ectocarpales; Ectocarpaceae
Source: the annotation of a GenBank genome assembly
GUUUCUGGUUGGCCUGUACUUCCCGAGAUACUCCCGACGUUGUCCGGACACAUGCCGCACCAGCCCGUGAGGCUAGCUAUGCACCCACACCUCGGCCGUGAUACACACCACCAUGGCGAGCCAGCUACAGUACCGCAAGACAGUUAGACAGUCGUCACUGCACGCCAGACUUGGUGCAAUGCAUGCUGCCGAUAUGGUGCAUUUGCGCCCUUUGAACCGCAGCAUACCGUUCUACAUGCUCUUCUUGAGUGACACACCAAGUCGGCGUGACGAGGAUGACGGCGAUGCUGCGAGCGGCAUAGAUCUUAGGAGUGCUGCACAGGCGGAGGCGGAGGUGACGGGGUUAGGGAUGCUUCAAGCGGCGUGGGAGCGUGAGGAGCUGCUGCGCGUGCGUCCUGUGGACCGUGCUCCGGUGAUGCGUCUUUCGCGGACGAUCGACUCCGUUGAUGACUGCGACGCGUAUCACCAAACCGCGGGGCAGCGGUAGUAGUCGGAGGAGGUCCUUGGCCUUCGUGCUGUGUGUUCACCGAAACUCUGGCGAGGGGAGCGGCCCGCGCCGGAGGACUCGUGUUGCCAUGAACACCCGGCAACUGAACCGGGCCAGCCUUCUCAUGAGUACGUUGACCUCCAUCGUUCUCCAUGAUUGUUUAGCAGCGGUUGUGAGUGUAGUAAUGUGGUGGUAGCCUUGCGGUGGGGGUGGAGGCGGAAGGUCUGAUGUAGGUUGUGCCGAGCGGGACCAAGUCUGCUGCCGAAAAGAGCCGAAAAGGGGGCUCCGCCGUGGUAAAAUACUGCGUUCCUGGAAGUUUCUGCGUGAUCAAGACCACAAAUAUUUCACUCGCAUCUUCGCAAGCUGUUUUCGAAAUCAAAUUUUGAUCUCAUCUCGAACUUCCUGGCAACUUCGAAGAUGAAAUCCCAACACCAGUCCGCAAACACCCUAAUGACUGGGCUAUUCGACCAACAGACCACCAGCAGACCACGCUCACGAACACGCGUCACCAAUCACCAACACCCCGCACUCGAGUUCCGACGCUUCCGACGGCGGGCGGAGGCGGACCUAACACUGCUAACGCGGCGGAACUCUCAUUUGAAGUAGAUCUCGCUCCUGCAAGAAGAUCUCGCCCCUGCAAGUAGAUCUCGCCUUCAACCCACCAAGUCUCUCGUGGUUAAUCUCGGCACUCGUGCCUCAACGGUAGACUGGCAUCGGCAGAAUAUGAGCGAUGAAGUCGACAACACCGCGGUCCUCGCGCAAGGCGCGUGCUACUUCACCACCAGCCAUCUUAGGACAGCGUUCAUGCUGCGUGUACCACCACUCUCUCUAUCUUUCCCCAUCUCCUGUGGCAAGUCCGCAGUUCCUUGUCUCUCCCACGUACUCACGAGAGGUCGAAGUCAAGGAAGUAUUAUCGCUGUUUAAUCUGAGGUCCCACGGCAUCCACUGCUUGCUGCUGCUGCAUUACUGCACGAUCCUCUUCCUAUACAACAAUGUGUCAUAUAUCUCCGGCCUUCUUGAUCGAGACAUAACCACGGCAUCCACUGCGUGCUGCUGCUGCAUUGCUGUGUACGAACGACCCUCUGCGUACACAACAACGUGCCAUACAUCUCCGGUCUUGAUGAGUCUAUACAUGUAUUCCAGACGAAAGCGACACCCUGAUGCUUCUGUGCCUGAUGCUUCCGUGGACAUAUUUGAGCUGCGUCAUGUAUUUGUGUGCAGCUCAAGUGAUCACGUGAGGUAUUGAGAGGUAUUCAUCCACCGCCGCCCGCCUGGCCCUCGCCCUCCUCCCUCUCCGAAACGAAACGAGAACCGAGAGACUUCCGCCGUCGGCGGUGGGUUGCAGGAGGAGUCUUCUUGUAGGAGAGAGAUCCACUUCAAACGAGAGUUCCGCCGCGUUAGCAGCGUUAGGUCCGC